GAGGGCGGGUGGAAACGGACGUUGCGGUUAACGCUUGAGCGCGAGUGCGCUGGCGGUGGACGAGCGAGUCUUCGCGCUGUUGGGUGGUGGCUGUGAGGGGAAGACUUUACAUUAUUGGAACAAAGGUGCCUCAGUGAAGAUUUGAUUCCCAGCAGUCAAAUUAACAGAUCAAUUGAUCAUUUGCAAGUUGGUGGUCAGUGACGUCACACUAAAGGUGGAUACUUGCCUCUCAAAGAAAAUGUGAAUGCCUUUUGUGGUACUAUUGAAAAGUUAGCCACAACAGAAGAUUCAAAUGAACAGGCUUCUCUUUUUGAUCAUAAUUUAAGUGCCAAUGUGAAAUUUGCCAGUGAGCAGGAAAUGAAUGUGUAUAAAACACUGUUUUUCCAACAAGAAGUUAGAAUUGGAUCAGCUGCUGCAGGAUACCAUUAAUGAUGCUAUAUAUUUAGAAGCUAUCAGUGCUGAUGAACUGAGGAUACAAAAUUUGGGUCAUACAAAACUUUAUGAAACCAUUUCAAAAAUAACUAAAGGAAUGGAGUUGUCUGAAGAUGUUCUUGUUACUUCUGACAAAACACAGAAUAGUUUAUCGAAACUGAUCAAUCUGAAUAAACCAACCAAAGAUGUGAUAAAACCAGAAUUAGAUGGAAAACCAAUAAUUGAAAGUGAUAAAAUGAUGUGUAUGUGGUGUGGAUAUUAUACAUUUAGUAAACAGUGCUUUGAAGAUCACAUAAGAGAGCAACACAGCUACUUUGAAUUUGGGAAAGAUAUCCCAGCCUCUUCAAUGGGGCUGCGUUACUUUGGAAUGGGAAAGAAUUCAACUAACAAUACAUCUCUGAAAAGAAAGACAAGUAUGAAGAAAAGAAAGCCAGUUAGAUCUGAGUGUGAAAAUAUUUCAAGUAUCAUUGCAAAAAUUGAUGGUUGCAAGACUUCAAAGAACAUGCCAAUGCCAUCUACUUUUGGGCAAAGAAACCUAAAAAAAUUGUCAAAAUUUAAAAACCAAUCUUUGCUCUAUGUAAAACGAUUGUGUUUAUUUCAUUGUAUUCUUUGUCGAUUUCACACUUUGUACCGUAAUGGCAUCUUGCGCCAUGUUAGAAAUGUACAUUUUAAACCCAGUGGAUGUCGAAAACUUAAAAGCAGUGUUCAUUUUUCCAGUGGUUUAAGAGCACCAAAAUGUUGUAAAAAGGGAUGCAGGUCAAAAGAGUUAUUGAACAACUACAUAUUAUCUUUGGAAGGAAAUAAUUUCCCUGGAAUUAUACCAGAUACUGGCAUAAAAAGUGAAAAUAGAAAUUUGGCACCCUCCAUUGUAAAACCAUUUUUCAACAGUAGUAAGUCAGAUAUGAAUGAAUCAAGUAAUUGUUUAAGUAAGGAGCACUUUGACUCAAAUUGUGAGACAUCAUUGCUGCAACAGAUUAAUGAUCAGUUACAACUUUCAGUACCUUGUUUCACUGAUCAUUCAGAUGCAAAUUCUGAAAUGUCUCGAGAUUCCGUUGGAGCUCCUUUAUAUUUUUCAACCACAAUGACUCCCAACAAGAAGACAAAUGAAGAUGGUUUGAACAGUGCUGAUGUAGCUUCUAGUAAAUGUCUGGCUUUGGAAGCCAUAGUGAAAAACUUGAAAAAUCGUAUGUUAUCGCCAAUCAAAUGCAUGCCAGCAGUGCCCCUACUGAAUGAUCGAAGUGUAAGGCGCAAACAAAGUAUUCCAUAUUGUAGAACAACGGAGGAGCAAAAGGCUAAGUGGAUGCUGGAGGCAUUUAGCUUUUUAAGCCAACAGAAGAUUGAAAGAGCAGCAGAGUUUUCCAGAUAUAAUGACACAGUAGCCGAAAUUGAAGUUGCGCUAUCUGAUACAGAUGAUGAUAGUGAUAAAAGGACAAAUUCAAACGCUUGCAAAAAUUAUACUUUGCGUGGAAAGUUAAAAUCAGCAGAAGAUGAGAGAAAGAUUUUGUGUUCUACGUCAAGUGAUAAAAAGAAACGAGGAAAUGUUUAUACUCAUAUGUAUAAGUGCGACAUUUGCCCUUUUUCAAGUGCUAAUGUUACCUAUGUCCUUUUGCACUAUCAGGAACAACACCCUGAAGAGGAAGUGUCCUGCAAAAUGAUUCAUAAUUACAGCCAUAAGUUGGACGUGCUGACAAAGAAGGAUUUGCCCUUGUCCAAAUGCAAUUUAUUUUUGUUUGAUUCAGAACUUUCUGAUCCAAGCCUUCCUUGCUUAGAUACAUCUUCUAAGUUAUGUUUCUGUAAGCGCUGUUCAUACAGGGGGGACUGGCUUUCUUUAUUUGAGCAUUACCAAAGUGCUCACUUAUCCAAGAAAGAAUCAGAGAGUCAAAUUGUUAACUACCUGCAGGUCAGAGAACAAUUAGCAUCCCCUUCAACCUCUAACAGUGAGCCACAAUUGAUAUUCGAGUGCCAGGUCUGUAAUUUCACCUGCUCUUCAAGGCGAGUUAUUUGUAGACAUUACUGCAUCAAACGGAGUAUUGCUUGUGCUCAAGUUGAAGGUUCUGAAAUUGUUUUCAAAUGUGCUUUGUGUAGGUUCACUCAUUUAAUUCGGGAAGGACUCAUUAAUCAUUAUCUCAUGUUUCAUAAUAUUGAACCUCCAUAUAGAUGUUAUGAGAAAGGUCAAAAUGAUAUUGGCUUUCUGGUAUCUAGUAAUGAUGAGCUGACAGCUGGUAUGGAAAAACAGAUAUGUAUAUUGUGCUCUUUUAAGGCUAUUACUCAAAAAGAACUUUUGUUCCAUUAUAAAUCACGACACUUCAAAUUUUAUUCUCAAAAUAAGUGCACCAUUGAGUGUAAAAAUGCAAACUUAAAGAUAAAUAACUUGCAUCGAUUUGAUGAAAUGAACAUUUUAAGAGAGAAUGGAAAUGGAUAUGUUAAUGCUGUGAUGGACUGGGGAAUGUGUACAGAGCGUGAGAUGGACGCAAAGGCCCCUUUAAACUGUAGUAAUGCUGAGGAUCUGGAAUUGAUCAGCUGUAAGGAAAGUGAAAGCUUUGUGAAAGCUUUAACAAUCAGAGGUAAAUUGGGAAAUGAAAACUGUACUCCAAGAAGGAAAACCAACAACUCUUUUACUAUGACUGUGAAUUCCAUGAAUAUGACAAGAUUUCAGGUCCUUGAAAAUAAAAUAUCAAGCAGAGAACAUUGUGUGAAGGAAAAAUAUUCAAAGUCUGCAGUGAUUCAGAGUAUUGCAAUGGAAGGGUACCGUUGCAGAUACUGUGCGCGACAUUUUAAAGCAUUGGCAGGACUACACAAUCAUGAAAAUACUCACAUUUUGUCUAAAAAUUGUCACCGCUCUGCUGCCAGGUGCAGUAAAAAAAACAUGAAAAAUGACAUCCAGACUGCCAGCUCAGAAGGCAGAAGCUACAGAUGCCCAAGGUGUUCUUAUUCUACCCCACUGAUUGAACAUUUAAGGUCCCAUUCACUCAGAGUGCAUGGGAGAUUUCUUAUGCCAAAACUGCGUUCUACAACUUUGGACUGUCAAAAGACUGGAGGAUGUGUGUCCCAAGCAUUAAAUGAAAAUGUCUUUCUGGAGUCUUCACAGAGUGAUUGCCAGGACUGUAUCGUUAAUAGCAGCUCAGGAACAGAAGUUAUGCCAAAGACUGCUGAGAUGAAGAGCUAUGCUUGUGAAUUUUGUGAUUUUAAUACCUGUCAGUUCCAGAAUGUGAAGAGUCAUUAUCGUAAAGAGCAUCAUGAGAAUCUCUGUUUUGAAUGUAAAAAGUGUUAUUUCUUUGGUGGGAAGAAAAAUGCACUUUCUCAGCAUUCAGAAGUGUGUGAACCCGGAGUGAAUGAUAAAUAUUUUUCUACAAGGAAGGUGGAUAAAAAUAUUUUUGAAGGAAGUUGCAGAGAAAUGGGGAAUGAAAAUGAGAGUGAACUUUGCUUAAAGGAAGGGUUUGGCUUGGCUUCAACUGAGAAGAGAUCUGGAAUAUUACAUUGUCCUAUGUGCUUAUACUACACAAAACACAAAAACAGGCUGGUCAAUCACAUUCUGGAACACAAAAAUGGCCAAGCAGCAUAUGUGGAAGAGGGUCAACUCAAACUUCUGCAACUCUUUACGGAGAAGAUUUUCUGUUGUGAUUGGUGUACAUUUGUUACACUUAGUGAGGAAAGCCUAUUGCAUCACAUGGACACCCAUAGCCUGAUGAAGCCAUACAAGUGUCGACUCUGUUUCUUUGAAGCUGGGCUACAGACAGAGUUGGAGAGUCAUCUGCUGGAGCAGCAUAAGGUAAAGUGCAACUUUGAUCUGGUUGGUGAGAUUAACCUAAGUGAAGCUGAAUUAGUUACAGAAAUUGAAGAAUUUCAAAGGAAGAGACUCAAGAAAAGCCUCCAUGAAAAAAAAAGGAUUCAAAGUUGCAUAAAGCAUAAAGGUUCAACAAAAAUGAUGCAAUUUCCCUGUGAAUUUUGUGGUCGAAGAUUCUUGAACCCCUUGGAACGGAUGAGCCAUGUUCAGAGACACUCCAUUUGAAGCUGACAAGGAACUGAAAGGAAAUCAGAAAAAAAACGUGAAUAAAACAGGAAUGCUUGAACAGAGAAAUCCCUUGGCGUUCUAACAACACUGUCCUUGGAUCAUCAGUUAGUUUGGCAACCUGUGAUGUAGAAUAAAUUGAAAAUUGUGUUUGUAUUCCUUAUGUGUUUAUUUUUGCUUGAAGGUACAUGGUGAUAUUUAUUAGAUAAACUCAGGAACUAUUUGUACAAAGGUUGUAGCACUCUGUGCCUAAGUCAACAGUAAUUAUGCAGCUGUAAUGAAGUGCUUUUGUCCAAGCAGUAAACUGUUGACUAGAAUUUAUCGUAGUUAUUGAGUCAAUUUUGAGCUGUUAACACUGCUGUAUUUACCUGGAAGGACAACAUUCCCAUUUUGACUUGAUCUGUGUGGAGAUAAAAAUAUUGGUAUCUUUAAAAUGUGCAUAUUUGGCCUUUUGAAUGGAUAGUUAUAAUAUCACAUCUGUACAACUUUUCUCAAAUAUCUGGAUUGAUCAUACAAGAUCUGACAAAAUACUGUGUUUAGGAAAAAUGUUAUUUUUACUGGAAUCCAAAGCAGAAGGUGCUUGUGUUGUGAGCACACACCAGUUCAUGCUUUCCCACUCUUUGUAGGAAAAACAUUAAAAGUACACUGCAAAGUUAUGCUUUUGUUCCCGAAGAGGAAAGAUUAUCAUUUCAAACUGUGAUUCACUGUAUCAGGAACAAGCAAAAUUUUGUUAAUCUCACUGGAGUAAAUAACUUAGUUCACCAGCUAUCAUAUCAUAUAUUGGUAAAGAAACAGGCAACAGAGGCUGCAGAUGGGUUUGCACUGAAAAGAUAAAACAGCAACCCACUUUCACUUGUAACCCCAUCCAUAUAAGUGUGUUUGAAAUUGACAUUUGUUGGCUUAAUCUGUUGCAAUGUAUAUCAUCAAAUUGUUGAAAAAUGUGCUUUUUACACAAUGGGUUGCAUUUCUAAGUUACCUUGUUAUUAUGUGUUGACAUGAAUGGGAACACCUGCUGAAAGAUUGGAAUUGGAUUUCUGGGAGGAAACGAUUGUGGAGCAAAUAACCUUGUAGGAACAGAGGGCUAGUGAUAUCCAGGGAGAAUAGACAUUGGUUUUGCUUACUGGUUUAUAAUUUCUUAAUUUAAAAUUAAUUUUGUUUUAAAUGGUUUUUUUAUGGUGCUCUUUGUCCUCUGGUAGUUGUGGCAAAAUUCCAAUUUUUUUCUUAUGAUUAGAAAUGGUAGUUUUGCUGGGAAGUAUUUCUCUGUUCUUUAAAUUGUAAGAAUUCAUGUUGAAAAAUGUUUGUUGCUAAUAAAAUGUUUUUGUGUUCAAAUUC
Molecule: messenger RNA, 5773 nt
Organism: Pristis pectinata (smalltooth sawfish)
Lineage: Eukaryota; Metazoa; Chordata; Chondrichthyes; Rhinopristiformes; Pristidae
Product: zinc finger protein 462-like
Exons: 11
Coding region: 362-4441 (1359 amino acids)
Source: RefSeq, a predicted model, not a curated record